AUGGACUAUUACUGCGUAGCUGCAUUCCCCAGCGGGACCACUCCUGAAUCCGGCGUAGCUAUACGGCUCCACCUGGGAGAUCGACUCCAAGAUUGUCUUUAUUCUGCGGGGAAUGGGACGAUCCACGCGAACAAUGUUAGACAUUAUGCUGGGGAGAAUCACUGCUCUUCAUUCUCCGGGGUUGGGCCGGCGGGGUAUAUCUAUGUGGCUGAUGCGGUUGCGCAUACCGCUGGGAUCGUGAGUGCGAUCUUCUACACUCUCCGCGAGACAUACGGAACCAAUGUGAAGUCUGUGUUUAGGAAUGUGGAUUUCACGGCUGUUUUGUUGGCUGGCACGGUGAUGUUCUCCUCGUCGGAUCGGCAGUAUCUCUUUGAGUACUCAAGGCUCACUGUUACUGCGCCUGGGGGGCCGGGGCUGUGGUUUGGGCAUGUUAUUGCGGAUGCGAGGAUCGUUCGUACGGGGAUUGAUACGGCGUCUGGGAUCUUGCUUACUGCCAAUACGUCGCAGGUGACGCGAGCGUUUGACCAUUUCGCGGGGAGCGAGGAGAACCACGAGAUCCAGCCUGAGGUGGUUAGUGAUGUUGUCGAGGAGUCGGAUCUUGUGGGUGACGUUGUUGCGUAUAAUGGGAGUUCGAUCUCGUGGAGUGUUUCCAAGCAUUCUACUUGGACUGGGGGUGCUCGCGUCGGUGGGCAGGGGUCUGCGAGUUUCUCGAUCUCGGUGGAUGAGUUGUCAACUUGGGUUUUGACGGGAGAUGUGCAUUUGAACGCGUUUAGGAAUGGGGAUGGGAAGCAUGGGAAUAUCCGGUCAAGGGGCACAAUAUCUACUACAACCCGACUGCGUCUGGGCGUGUCUGGUUGGAGAAUGUCGUUGAAUUUGCAAGGUGCGCAGAUUAUGCCUGGCUCUAGCUAG
Messenger RNA from Aspergillus puulaauensis, 909 nucleotides. RefSeq lists its product as uncharacterized. The transcript is spliced from 2 exons. The record is from RefSeq and is a predicted model, not a curated record. The coding region runs from base 1 to 909 and encodes 302 amino acids. NCBI's taxonomy places the organism in Eukaryota, Fungi, Ascomycota, Eurotiomycetes, Eurotiales, Aspergillaceae.